CCUAUUUAUCCUGCAGAAUGACAAAUGUCGCUUCACCGAAUCUGGAGUCGGAGCUACGUUAACGGGUUACGUGGUCGUCAACAGGGGUGACGAGGCUGCCUUGCAGGAGGCUGUCGCCAACGUCGGCCCCGUCGCCGUUGCCAUGGACGCCACCCCCGACUUCGCCUUCUACAAGAGCGGGGUGUACGGGCCCAGCACGUGUAGUGGCACCGUGUUGAACCACGCCGUCUUGGUGGUUGGGUAUGGCACGACGUCUGACGGACAAGACUACUGGAUUGCUAAGAACAGUUUUGGGAAAGACUGGGGAAUGGAAGGCUAUAUUUACAUGGCACAUAACCAAGGCAACAGAUGUGGAGUAGCCAGCCAUGCCAGCUACCCAACAGUGUGAUGUCCACAGAUUCAAG
This is a messenger RNA of Gigantopelta aegis, 404 nucleotides long. RefSeq names its product procathepsin L-like. The record is from RefSeq and is a predicted model, not a curated record. Lineage: Eukaryota; Metazoa; Mollusca; Gastropoda; Neomphalida; Peltospiridae. The coding region runs from base 143 to 388 and encodes 81 amino acids. The transcript is spliced from 2 exons. Gene Ontology annotation, molecular function: cysteine-type endopeptidase activity. Gene Ontology annotation, cellular component: lysosome.